AUGCUUGAAGAAGAAAAAUUGCAGCGUGAAGACAGAAAGCGGAGGGAGCUCUUGGAGCAAGGAUACGAGCAAUACCGUCACAUCAACUUCAAUAGAGGACGUAACACUGUGCCUGUCGAUCUUUUCUUUAACGUCAACCCCGAAAUACGUCUUGAGCAGUUCAAGCCUAAGCCUGAAUCACAUGCUCCAUUUGCCAUUGCGCGAGGCUACAAAACUUUACACGGAAACGAUGUCAAAAUACUGCGCCUAACCGAUGAAACGACCUCUGAGCCAGGAAGCGGAGAACUACCUCAGAAAGUUAUUCUCGUAGACGAAGUCUCCGAUCAACAUUUUCAAGAUGAUUUAGAAAUCAUAAAUGACAUAGACCCAGACCUGCAGCCGAACCCUGCAGAAACGUACCCUAAAGAGAUUCCAAGAAUUCCUGAUGAAAUGCAACAGGGUGCUUCUUGGCUUCAAAUGCCAUCAAUCAAUAGCGUCGAUAGUCUGAUCGAACAGCGGGAAGAGAAAGAAAAAGGUGGUAGGAAGACCUCGGAAAUCCCUUUACUUGUUUAUGAAACAACGCCAAGUCCCGUCAACAUCGAAACUUCCGAGAACAUAACCUUAUCCUCAGUCUUGAAUCUCACAACGAACAGUACAGCGACGAACAUGUUCACAGUGCGUCCUGAGUUUGCAACUCCAUUGCUUUCUGUUAUCAGCGAUCUCGUCCGAGACGAGUACGACUGGGAAGACAAAGGAGAAUGGAGAUCGGGAAAAAGCCCGGCUUCAAAAAAGAGAUCUUCGGGUAUUCUUGGAUGGAGAGGCGUAUUUCGAAAACAUAAGAGGAUGGGCGUGCAGCAACAUCAAGAAUUUCCUCGAGGAGACAUGCUCAACGAAAAAAAAUUUGCGGUCCUAAACCCAGUUCGUGAAAAAGAGCAACCAUUAACUCAAAAUUCGAGGUAA
Messenger RNA from Cylicocyclus nassatus, 939 nucleotides. Lineage: Eukaryota; Metazoa; Nematoda; Chromadorea; Rhabditida; Strongylidae. The record is from the annotation of a GenBank genome assembly.